Messenger RNA from Pseudogymnoascus destructans, 1485 nucleotides. RefSeq lists its product as uncharacterized. Gene Ontology annotation, biological process: glycerophospholipid biosynthetic process. The coding region runs from base 1 to 1485 and encodes 494 amino acids. NCBI's taxonomy places the organism in Eukaryota, Fungi, Ascomycota, Leotiomycetes, Thelebolales, Thelebolaceae. The transcript has a single exon. The record is from RefSeq and is a predicted model, not a curated record. Gene Ontology annotation, cellular component: mitochondrion.
AUGCCAGGCGCCACCACAUCCCCCGGCAAGCAGUCCGCGGACAAGACGCCAGAGAGGAACGUCGACCGCCCCAUAUUCCGCCGCAUGCUCUCCGUCCCCGAGGGCGACAAGGGCAGCGUCGAGCGCAACACCAUCGAGGUCCCCAUGUCUCGCUCCCCCUUCGCCGAUACAAACGAGCUCAUGCACCCCCUCAGCAACGCCCCCUCCUCGCGCGACCGCCGGGGCUCCCGCAACAGCUUCGGCACUUCCCUCCCCAUCCCACGCUCGAAGAGGCAGUCGAGACUAUCGUCGAACAUUAACAUCGAGGAUGCGAUGGCGGCGGCGAAUAUGAGGCCGGGGAUGCCGCCCAUUCAACCGACGAGGGAGAUUAUUGCGAGUCAGCUGCAGGAUAUGUCGUCGGUGAAGACGACGGCGGCGAAGGACAUGGCGUUCGCUUUUGACAUUGACGGAGUCCUCGUGCACGGUGACCGUCUGAUCCCCGAGGGCCGUCUCGCGCUGGAGAUCCUGAACGGUGAGAACGAGCUCGGCAUCAAGAUCCCGCACAUCUUCCUCACCAACGGCAGUGGCAAGAUCGAGAGCCAGCGCUGUGACCAGUUGUCCCAGAUCCUCGGCGUCCCCAUCUCGACCGAGCAGUUUAUCCAAGCUCACACCCCCAUGUCUGCCCUGGCUGAGUACUACGACACCGUCCUCGUGGUGGGCGGCGAGAAGUACAAGUGCCGCGAGGUGGCCAAGCUGUACGGGUUCAAGGAUAUUGUCGUCCCUAACGACAUCUACGCCGCCAAUCCCGAGAUCUCGCCCUUGAAGGAGUUCUUCACCGAGGAGCAGCGUGCUACGUCUGCGCCGAGGGAUUUCAGCAAGGUUAAGUUCGAUGCUAUCCUCGUGUUCUCGGAUUCCCGCGAUUACGCGACUGAUCUCCAAAUCAUGAUCGACCUCCUCCUCUCCGAGGACGGCGUGCUGGGGACCAAGGCCAAGGAUCCCCUCGCGAACCGCAUCCCCGUCUACUUCUCCCAGGGCGAUGUUCUUUGCCCUACCGAGUACCCAAUCCCCCGCAUGUCGCAGGGAACCUUCCGCAUCGCGCUCGAGGCUAUUUACAAGUCCAUCACCGGCCACGAACUGGAGCGUGUGGUGUACGGCAAGCCCGAGUUGGCAACGUACAAGUACGCCGAUGAGGUGAUGUCGUCCUGGAUGGAGACAAUUCACAAUGAGGAGCGCCUACCCAAGAACAUCUACAUGAUCGGUGACAACCCGCAGUCUGAUAUCGUUGGCGGGAACAUGUACGGCUGGAACACGUGUCUGGUGCGCACCGGUGUGUUCCAGGGCGAGGGCAAUGAUAAGGAGAACCCGGCCAGCUUUGGGGUUUUCAACAAUGUGCUCGAGGCUGUGCAGGCGGCGCUGAAGCAGGAGUUGGGUGAGGAUUUCAGGCUCAACUGGAGUGAUUCCAUGAACCCCGUUAUCGGGAACCAGUCGGUUUCGGCGGUGGAGUAA